AUGUUCUCAUCAACACCACCCUCCUCGGCAUCACGUAGUCCUCCCGCUUCGAGCAUGUCGUGGGCGUCGCGCUUCCUGCUUGUGACGCUUUGCGUGGCAUCAACUGCGUUGGGCGCCGUCGUUCCGUCCGAGGAUACGCUGCCAGCACUUGCACCUGGUCAGCAGGGUUUGGGAGCGCCCUACAGGUCUGCCAUGGCAUCAGGAGAUGCGGACUUGAGGAAACGGCAAGAAGACGACGACGAAAGCACAACAACAAUACGACGAGCAACGCCAGCAACCACAACGGUGUCCGAGAGGACCACUGCUGCUAGUACUGCCCGUCUCUCCAUAACUCCACCAAGCUCCAGCACAGAAGUGCCCGCCGCGCUCCCGUCACCAUUCGACAGCAGCAUGGCCUCUACAUUCACCAACACUGACAACGCUGCCUGUCCAAAUUUCAUUAAUGCUCUCCUUUCUAAUUCCGACUUCAAGAAAUGUUAUCCCAUCUCUAUGCUGCUUUUGAGCUCUAAUGGAUUCUUCGAGGCGAGCAAGAGUCUUGUCAAAAUUGUCCGCGUCCUUGACGCCGGCUGUGAAGUCGACUUUGACUUUUGCAAGACACAUCUUGGCUCCUUGGCCGAGCAGCUCGUCAAAGACGAAAACUGUGGGCCCGAUUACAAAAAGGGACACGCCGUUGUUCGCGAUGCCUACCUGGGCCUCACGACCUACGAAACGGUCUACAAAGCGACAUGCCUACAGAGCAAAGACGACGCCAUGUACUGCUACGCUACCGCCACCACAUUCAGUGACGCUUCAAAUAUCUACCCAUACCACCUGCCAUUCAACCUGACAUUUCCCGGAAGUGCCACGCCCGAGUGCAGCUGGUGCUUGUCUGAGACGAUGGCGAUUUUCCACGCCCAGGCCGCCGAUCGCCGGAAACUCAUCUCCUUGACGUACCAGAGUGCUGCACGCCAGAUCAAUACUGUGUGUGGCCCUGAGUUUGUCAACGAGACUCUCCCGGAGGCGGUGACGGGCAGCUUAGCAGGUGUUUUCCUGCCACCCUGGGCUGUCGGCGUUGUUGCCCUAUCACUGGGUCUGAUACACAACUUGCUGUAA
Messenger RNA from Verticillium nonalfalfae, 1092 nucleotides. RefSeq lists its product as uncharacterized. NCBI's taxonomy places the organism in Eukaryota, Fungi, Ascomycota, Sordariomycetes, Glomerellales, Plectosphaerellaceae. The coding region runs from base 1 to 1092 and encodes 363 amino acids. The transcript is spliced from 2 exons. The record is from RefSeq and is a predicted model, not a curated record.